UAAAACAUAUUUUGCCUUAUCAUUCCCAACUGUAUAGAUUAAUGUGUGAAGAAAGAAAUGCGCAGUGGAAAAUUGUGCUCUAUAACUCUGGCUAUAAACAAGGGCCAAAUUUCCCCAAUUCCCAAAAUGUUUUCCACCAUGAAUUUCCCCAAUUACAUAAUCCUAAUUUUCAUCCUCCAUUACUUUCCAUUUCUCCAAUAUCUCCCCCAUUCUCAAGGCCUCCAUUUUAAUAACAUCACUGAUCAGGAAGCUCUCAUUUCAUUCAAAUUCUCAACUUCUGACCCACAUGGCGCCUUGAGUUCUUGGCUUCCAAACACUUCUUUCUGCUUCUGGCAUGGCGUUCUCUGCAACCCAAUUAAGCGCCGAGUAACCGGUCUCCAACUCGGGAGUCACUCACUCGCGGGACCCAUUUCCCCCCACCUCACCAACCUCUCCUUCCUCCGCCACCUCGACCUGCAAAGCAAUAACUUCUCCGGCACAAUUCCGAUGAAGAUUCAUCGUAUUUUCCGCUUACGAUUUUUGGACUUGAGUUCCAACAGUCUUCACGGAGCCAUUCCCCAAUCUUUGAGCCGCUGUUCUCAGCUUCGAACCAUUAAUUUGUAUGAUAACAAACUUCAUGGUACCAUUCCUUCUGAAUUGGGUACCUUAUCAGAGCUUCAAAAUUUGAAUCUUGGCCAGAAUAACCUCUCUGGACCCAUCCCUUCUUCAUUUGGUAAUCUUUCUUCCCUCGAGCAGUUGAAUUUAAUUACCAAUAAUUUAGAGGGUCCAAUCCCGCUUGAAUUAGCCCGUCUCAAUCGGCUCUGGUAUUUGCAGUUAGGAGACAACAAAAUCUCAGGCAGUUUUCCCACCCACCUCAUGAAUAUUUCUUCCUUGAAUUCGUUUUCUUUGACCAAGAAUCAGAUUUCUGGUAAAUUUCCAUCUAAUUUGUUCACUGUACUGAGUAAUCUCUCCAUUGCGUUUUUUGGAGGAAAUCAGUUCACCGGCUCAAUCCCAGAAUCUCUUUCAAAUGCCUCCACCGUCGAAAAACUUGACCUCUCAACUAACCAAUUUUCUGGAGAAAUUCCUUCACUUUGGAAGCUACAAAUGAUCCAAUAUCUGAACCUUGAGAUCAAUUAUCUAACAAGUGAAGGAAAGGAAGGCCUUAACUUCAUCACUUCACUUACCAAUUAACUCACCUGAAAGUGUUGUCUGUGGCC
This is a messenger RNA of Momordica charantia (bitter melon), 1196 nucleotides long. Lineage: Eukaryota; Viridiplantae; Streptophyta; Magnoliopsida; Cucurbitales; Cucurbitaceae. The record is from RefSeq and is a predicted model, not a curated record.